AUGUCAAGCAAUCAAGACUGGAACCAUUCCCAAUCCGGGGAUUCUGCCAAAACGAUCACUCAAAAUACAAGACAGCCUGAUUCUUUCAGUAGUGCCCAUCGUUAUGUGCCCAGUGGGUCUAUAUCUAGUGAAGAUUUAGGGGAUUUUGUUAUGCCUGAAGUGCACGAGCCCGAUUCUGGCAACGCGGAUGCGUCUCUUCCGUAUGAUUCACAAGAAGUUCCCCGUCAAGGAAGUCGUGUUCAGAGAAAAAUCUCAUCAAACACCGAUCCAGUAGGACCAUCUUCUUCUUCGGUAGAUCAAAACAAUAAUUAUGAAUACCGUCCAUACACCAGCCUAAGUAUGUACCGCCCUAGACAGGAUGGCGAUUUCUCCCCGUCGGCUCAGUCGGCUCAUUCACCGGAUCCAAGAACGGGACCAAUGAACCUUUCGAAAGGACGUCAAACUGCCUCUUCUGUUAAAUCAGAAGAAUCUCUAAACUUGAAAGCCCGUCAAACUGCCAUCAAUGAAACUAGGGCUUUCGGUAUCCGUCUUUGGAAACCUGCCUUGUACAAAAAGCUUCGGUCCGUCAAUCGUGAUGCUGAAAUUGAUAUUCAUGAUGAACCUUUAAAGCGUCCUAGUAAAUCUAUAUCGAAUUGGAUUUGGUUUACCUGUUUUGGUAUUCCUUUGUUUUCUGUGAUGUUUCUCUGUUUCCUUUUCUUCUCUCUCCUUUCUUAUUUUAAUUUCCCUUAUGCUGUGUUGUACAAGCGUCUCUGUCAAGGCCUAAUGUGGUACCUUUUGUAUCCCUUUGGUCAGCAUGUCCGUCAUAAGGUCCGUCCAAGAAUUGCUAAUUCUCCUACACUAGGAAGACGAAGAAGAAGGAGCAGCUCUCAACGAGCAGAUAAUUUGCGUUUAAAUUUCCUAACCUUUUCUUUCUGCGAAAAUCCAAUGAAUAGAGCUUUAGACUGUGAGGCUUCUAAGGGACCAUUCAGCAUUUCCAUGGUCGUUUAUUAUACUUUCUUUUAUUUAUUUAUUACACCCUCUCUUUUACUCGUCUCUGCCAUUUGUAUGUUUAGUAUAUUCUUUAUCCCUUGUGCACGAACUUUGUGGACCUUGUGGAAGCAUUUGCAUACUUGUCCUCUAGCUAUAUCAUUCAGAAACAACAUUGCUCUACCAAUCUCGCAAGAGUCGCUGGAGGUUGUACUCUUGUGCGUUAGGCAAGCUGCCAGCUCCAAGUACUACAAGUAUACGGUCGAUGGAAUUUAUAUUAUUUAUUUUGAUAUGCUUGCUUUAAUCUUUCCGACAAUCAUUAUUGGCUUUUUUGGGCCUAAGGGUUAUUGGUUCUCAUCUCCAAUGGUUAUAUUUACCGCGUCCUUGAUCAGUAUUAUUCCGCUGGCUUAUUUUAUUGGAAUGGCAGUGGCAUCCAUCUCAGCUCAAAGUAGUAUGGGUAUGGGGGCAUUUAUAAACGCAUUUUUUGGCUCUGUUAUUGAAGUGUUCCUUUAUUCGGUAGCUUUACGCCAAGGAAAUGCUCAGCUUGUUGAAGGAAGUAUUAUCGGUAGUAUAUUAGCUGGUCUAUUAUUGAUGCCUGGUUUAUCGAUGUGUGCUGGAGCAGUAAAAAAGAAGUUUCAGUUCUUUAAUAUAAAGUCUGCUGGUGCCACUAGCACAAUGCUUUUGUUUGCUGUUCUUGGUGUUUUUGCUCCAACCAUGCUAUUCCAAAUUUACGGUACUUUUACGUUAGAAUGUACCAGCUGUGGUCCCGAAUGUCAGACAUGCACAAAACGAUUUAUACUACUUAAUGAUGAAUUUUACCAAGAAAGGAUUCGCCCAUUCACUUAUAUUUGUGCUGUUUUACUCCUGUUGUCUUAUGGCAUUGGUUUGUGGUUUACAUUAAGAACGCAUGCUGCCCAUAUUUGGGAGAAUUUGAAUGUAAACGAAGCUUCUGUAAUUUUAGCUAAACCCGAAGACAAUAACAUUGUCGAGAACCAUAAUGAUCAUGGAGAUAAUGAUGCAAACUCGACCUCUCGAGAACCCUUUGGCUCUUCCGCUGACUACACUUCUUCUGAUACUUCUUCCAUUCAGGACUUUGAAAGAACUCAGCAGAAACCAUAUAGUCCCGAACCUCAAAGCCAUCUUAUAAAACAGCCAGAGGGACACAGUGAAGACGCACCAAAUUGGUCUCGUCUUAAAAGUGCCGUUAUUCUUUUAUCUGCGACCUUUGCAUAUGCUUUAAUUGCUGAGAUUUUAGUGCAGAAUGUUGAUACCGUAAUGGAGAAGUACUCAAUUAGUGAAAAGCUUCUUGGAUUAAUUUUGUUUGCUCUUGUUCCCAAUACUACAGAAUUUAUGAAUGCCAUAUCAUUUGCACUUAAUGACAAUAUUGCUUUGUCAAUGGAAAUUGGUUCCGCUUACGCUUUACAGGUAUGUCUGCUACAGAUACCUUGCCUUAUGGCGUAUAGCGCCUUUGAAUAUCACAGCUCGGGUGCAACAUUGACUUUUGAACAUUUAUUUACUUUAAUAUUUCCCAGUUGGGACAUGAUAUGUAUUAUGAUUUGUGUGUUUUUACUGACUUACGUUCAUUCUGAGGGAAAGAGUACAUAUUUCAAAGGGUCCAUUUUGGUCCUUGCCUACUUGGUGUCAAUGUCUGGAUUUAUGUUUUUUAAUGUUUAA
This is a messenger RNA of Schizosaccharomyces osmophilus, 2640 nucleotides long. RefSeq names its product ER membrane calcium transmembrane transporter (gene sst1). NCBI's taxonomy places the organism in Eukaryota, Fungi, Ascomycota, Schizosaccharomycetes, Schizosaccharomycetales, Schizosaccharomycetaceae. The record is from RefSeq and is a predicted model, not a curated record. Gene Ontology annotation, biological process: calcium ion transmembrane transport; intracellular calcium ion homeostasis. Gene Ontology annotation, molecular function: calcium:proton antiporter activity. The transcript has a single exon. Gene Ontology annotation, cellular component: membrane; endomembrane system. Bases 1 to 2640 code for a protein of 879 amino acids.